GUCAUAACCACGUCUGCAAUCAAGUACUGUUUUUGAAUUACGUUAUGAUGGGAUAAAACCGGAAUAGAAUAAGAAACGUGUUUGAAGGGUUGUGUACGCUGUCGUUUACUACAUUAUACCGGAUAUAAUAUAACAAUAUACUGUUAGAUUUUAAUAGGAAUCCCAUUAAUUUAAUUAUUUCAUAAAGUAAUUUAAUAAAUAUGAAUUGGUCUGUUUUUCUAUGUACACUAUCUGCUGUAAUUUUAACCAUAUCCGCAGAAACAUGUCAAAAACCAGAAGUUGUAGCAUCGGCAUAUGUAACAGAAGAUGCUACGGUUCUCACUAAUGUUGCUUUUACGACACAAUUUGUAUUGAAAUGCAGCAAUGGUGUGAAAGGAAUUCCAUUGUAUGCAGAAGUUGAAGGAAAAGCUUUACCUGCAGUGAGAUUAAGUGCAGAUAACAAAUAUCAGGUUUCAUGGACGGAAGAAAUCAAAAAUGCACGAUCGGGAGAUUACAGUGUUAAGCUUUAUGAUGAAGAAAAAUAUGCUGCCAUUCGUAAAGCUUAUAGAAAUGGAGAAGAUCCUAGUAUAGUAAAACCAUUAGCUGUAGUUGUACUCAAUAAUCCAGGUAUUUAUCUUGGACCAUGGAUCAAUUCUGAAUUUUUGGCAGCAUUUUUAGCUGCUCUCGUUUCAUAUGCUGCAUUCUCAGCUAAAUUUAAACUUCUUGCAUAGUAAAAGUAUCAUUUAUUAAAAAACCUGAUUUCUGUAUAUGUCAUCAUUAAAUCAAAAUUUUAUAAGCCAUAAAUAUUUUGAAUGCGUUUAUUACUUCUGUAUUUUGAAAAUAGGUAUAAAUUUUAAUCAGUUUAAAUAUAAUUAAAUAAAUGCAAAUAAAUUUUGCGCAAUUUAAAUAAAUUUUUAAAAUUGAAAAAAUUGUAAAAUUGAAGAAAUAGUUUUAUUAGUUGUAUCUUGUAUAUCCGUAUAAUUUUUUUAUUAUACAAUGAUAUAUAAAAGAUAUCGUUAACAGAAAUAAACAUUUUUUUUUUUAAUAAUUUCAUAACAUAUUGUACUUUAUUUAAUAUAUCUCAGAUGAUGGUACAUUUCCAAAUAAAUAUUUCCAUGAUGGUGGAUACUUGAUAGCUAAAGAUCCAAUAGAAUUAAUUUGUAAUAAAUUCAUCCAUUGAUUUAAGUAGUUCAUUAAAUUUAAUGCAUCUGGAAUAUUAUCUCCUUCAGAACAAAAUUUAAAUAAAAUUAUACAUGGUAUAUUAUUAUUUGUAAGAAAAUCAAAUAAAUUGAUUGCGAAGCCUCCUCCUGGAAUGUGUGUUAUUUGUUUGUUUGGACAAGAUAUAUGCUUUGAUUCAUAUUGAAGCCAUUUUAAAUCAUCAAAAACUUGUUUGUUAGCAGUUAAUACAUCAGCAGAUGCAAUGUAUCUCAAUUCUGUAAGAUUUAAUUGACUAUCUGUUUUCUCAUAAGCAUAACUACUCGUCAGGAUUACUACCUGGAAUAAAAUAAAAUUAAAUUCUUAUGUUAUUUGUAUGUUUCUAAUAUGUAUAAAAGUAUACCUUAGAUAUUUUAUUUGUUGUAAUAAACUCCAAUAAAUUGUGAUAAAAUUUA
Messenger RNA from Vespa velutina, 1589 nucleotides. It is a transcript of the gene Tapdelta, whose product is annotated as translocon-associated protein subunit delta. NCBI's taxonomy places the organism in Eukaryota, Metazoa, Arthropoda, Insecta, Hymenoptera, Vespidae. The coding region runs from base 201 to 710 and encodes 169 amino acids. Gene Ontology annotation, cellular component: endomembrane system; membrane; endoplasmic reticulum. The transcript is spliced from 2 exons. The record is from RefSeq and is a predicted model, not a curated record.